Messenger RNA from Paraphaeosphaeria sporulosa, 705 nucleotides. RefSeq lists its product as uncharacterized. The record is from RefSeq and is a predicted model, not a curated record. The coding region runs from base 1 to 705 and encodes 234 amino acids. The transcript has 2 exons. Lineage: Eukaryota; Fungi; Ascomycota; Dothideomycetes; Pleosporales; Didymosphaeriaceae.
AUGGCGGGCAACGCGACAUCGCAAUCGCGCUUGCUUCAGCUACCUGGAGAGCUGCGUAACCGCAUCUAUGACUUCGCACGUGAGGAGGGUCCCGUCGGCGAGCAGAGCACCACCCGCAGCCAGCCACUUUUCCUCGGUCUUACGCAAACUUGUCGCGUCAUCCGCAACGAGUACCGGCCUACCUAUAUGGCAUACACGAUGUUCUCUAUGCGUCUCCUCGACGCCUACACCUUUAUCCCAGCUUAUGUGAAGCCGCAUGGUGAGGACUCUCAUGGCUGCAUGCUCAUCAACUUCGACUACGGCUUCAGCAGCAUCGAGACAAACGUCCUUCCGCUGUUGAAGCAACUGCGGCGGUUUUCAAGCUUAACCGCCGUAGCAACAUGUUCGGACAUCACGAUCCAGCACGCCUUCAGGAUCCUUCUCAGUGCAUGUGCAAGAGAGUGGUUUGACGAUAUUGCUCCACUGGUCACCCGUAUAACCAUCAAGAAAAAUGCACCUAGGCACAUCGACCAGGCACCAAGGACCAUCCUCAACUGGUAUUUGAAGUGCACAGUCGCUAAAUCCCCAUUCUUCUUAUCGGAGAAUGCGAAUGUCAUGGAUAUCUGGGCGUGGGAGCAGCGCUGUUUCCAAUGGCUUUUCCUGGAGAAGGACAUGAACAUGCAUGGGCUGGAGGUAAAUUUCCGUCCAUUAUGGUCUGGAUUCUAG